Molecule: messenger RNA, 1473 nt
Organism: Emys orbicularis (European pond turtle)
Lineage: Eukaryota; Metazoa; Chordata; Testudines; Emydidae
Gene: DYNC1LI2
Product: dynein cytoplasmic 1 light intermediate chain 2
Exons: 13
Coding region: 10-1473 (487 amino acids)
Biological process (GO): microtubule cytoskeleton organization; microtubule-based movement
Cellular component (GO): centrosome; cytoplasmic dynein complex
Molecular function (GO): dynein heavy chain binding
Source: RefSeq, a predicted model, not a curated record
GUUGGCAAGAUGGCGCCGGUGGAGAAGAAGUUGCUGGGGCCGGAGGCGGCCGGCGCCGCCGAGAUCCCCAGCGAGGAGGAGGAAGGGCAGAACCUGUGGUCCUCAAUACUGAGUGAAGUUUCCACCCGGUCCAGGUCUAAAUUACCAUCAGGCAAAAACAUUCUUGUUUUUGGUGAUGACGGUUCAGGUAAAACAACACUUAUGACUAAAGUACAAGGAGCAGAGCACAGCAAGAAAGGAAGAGGAUUGGAAUAUUUGUACCUAAAUAUUCAUGAUGAAGACAGAGAUGAUCAGACUCGCUGUAAUGUUUGGAUUCUAGAUGGAGACCUGUAUCAUAAAGGGCUCUUGAAGUUUGCUGUUUCUGCAGAAAACCUGCAAGAGACCUUAGUAGUCUUUGUGGCAGAUAUGUCUAGACCGUGGACUGUUAUGGAAUCUCUACAAAAAUGGGCCAGUGUCUUACGUGAGCACAUUGAUAAGCUGAAAAUUCCCCCGGAAGAGAUGAGAGACCUGGAACAAAAAUUUAUAAAGGAAUUCCAGGAGUAUGUGGAACCUGAAGAAGGCUACCAAGGAUCACCACAGAGAAGAGGUCCUUCAUCAUCUGGCCAAGAAGAUGAAAAUAUUACUUUGCCACUUGGAGAGAAUGUGCUGACUCACAAUCUUGGGAUCCCUGUGCUGGUGGUUUGUACAAAGUGUGAUGCAGUGAGUGUACUAGAGAAGGAACAUGACUACAGAGAAGAACACUUUGACUUCAUUCAGUCACACAUUCGUAGAUUCUGCUUACAGUAUGGAGCUGCCUUGAUUUAUACAUCAGUUAAGGAAGAAAAGAACCUUGACUUGCUGUAUAAGUACAUUGUACAUAAAACAUAUGGUUUUCACUUUACCACACCUGCCUUAGUGGUAGAAAAGGAUGCAGUCUUUAUACCUGCUGGUUGGGACAAUGAAAAGAAAAUUGCUAUUUUACAUGAAAACUUCACAACGGUGAAACCAGAAGAUGCAUAUGAAGACUUCAUUGUAAAACCUCCAGUAAGAAAGUUAGUCCAUGAGAAAGAGUUGGCAGCAGAAGAUGAGCAAGUGUUUCUUAUGAAGCAGCAGUCUUUACUUGCCAAGCAGCCAGCCACGCCUACAAGAGCAUCAGAAUCUCCUGCAAGAGGACCUGCAGGAUCCCCAAGAACCCAAGGCAGAGCUGGUCCUGUCAACGUACCCAGUGCCUCACCAAUAACAUCAGUUAAGAAACCAGAUCCAAAUAUUAAAAACAAUGCUGCAAGUGAAGGUGUGUUGGCUAGCUUCUUUAACAGUCUGUUGAGUAAAAAGACUGGCCCUCCUGGGAGUCCUGGAGCUGGAGGAGUGCAGACCACAGCCAAAAAAUCAGGGCAAAAGACUGUUUUGACAAAUGUUCAAGAAGAACUGGAUAGAAUGACUCGCAAGCCCGAUUCCAUGGUAACAGCAAACUCUCCAACAGAGAAUGAAGCUUGA